This is a messenger RNA of Dictyostelium purpureum, 6126 nucleotides long. RefSeq lists its product as uncharacterized. NCBI's taxonomy places the organism in Eukaryota, Evosea, Eumycetozoa, Dictyosteliales, Dictyosteliaceae. Bases 1 to 6126 code for a protein of 2041 amino acids. The record is from RefSeq and is a predicted model, not a curated record. The transcript has 4 exons.
AUGGAAGAAUAUUCAAAAGAAAUUAAAUAUGGAUCAACAGUUAGUACAUAUUUCUUUACUUAUAAUUCACCGGAUGACUCGAAUGGGGUUUCAGUUAUAUUUUUUGGAGGCAUGAUUUGCAGUUGGAUUAACUCCAGUAUUUUUGAUUUCGAAAGUGGUAAAGUUUUAGAGUCUUGUUCCUAUUAUGAAGCUGCCAUCAUAUCGAUUGAACAAAAAACUUCAGCAAAACCAUAUCAAUUAGAUAUUAAAGGAAAUAAUGUUGACAAUAUAGGCAAUAUCAAAGUUGGUGACCAAAGUUGCAGAGUAGUUCCAAUUAAUUCAACAGAUUUAACAUGUUAUAUUGAUGGAUUUAUCAAACAAGAUACUCCAGUUGUCUAUGAUUCGAAUGGUGUCGAAAAUAUUAAUACUGGAUUUAUAUUCAAUUUCCCACAACCAAUUAUUACCGAUAUUCAAUAUUCACAGUCACCUGUUAAACCUAAAUCAGAUAUUACAAUUUUUGGUAAAUACUUAUUCCGUGACAAUGAUCCAUCUGCUUAUGACAAUUUGAAAAUUUUCAUUGAUAAACAUGAUGUAUCAUUUACCAUUAAAGAUACAUCAGUAAAUAAAAAUACUGGUAUUUCAAAUUUCAAAAUAUCUGCUGUUGAUCCUGGAGAUUUUAACGUUAUUUCAUUUUUCUCAGAUGGAGUUGAAUUUUACUUUGAAGAGAAAGAAUUUGAAAAUCCAGAAGAUUUGAAAAAGUCAUAUUAUUAUCAAUCUGGUCCAAUCUUAUCACAUCUCUCUAAAAGCUCUACUCAUCGUUACGAUACAAUCUCACUCUAUGGUUCAUUCCCAUGUAUCAACUGUGACAGCAUUAUUAUAAUAUUUGGUGAUAAUGUAGCCGAAUCUUAUAAAAUUAUCAACGAAAAUGAAAUAGAAUGCGAAGUUCCAUAUGGAUUCGAAGAUGUAUUAAUUUCAGUAAAAAUGGAUUCACAAUAUUCAAACUCUGUUAUUUUUUCAUAUCCAGAUAUGAGAAUAGAUCAUUUUAUUCAAAACAAAAAUUUAUCAACAUCAAGUUUUAGAUCAGUUUGGGUUAUUGGCGAAGGUUUAAAAGAGAGUGAAACAAAUUAUUUAGUUGUUUCAUCUUAUAAUGAAACCUUGACUUGCAUGUUUAUUGAUAAUGUAUGUUGGAAAAAUAAAAUCUAUUACGACGAAGACAAUCAAAUUAUUCCAAGACCAGACCACCAAAACAGUGACUUUUUUGAUCCAUGCAUUGAAUUAGAUAAAGAUUAUUUCGAAAAUGUAUAUUUUGAUACUAUGGAAUGUUUAUUAGCACCUGGUAUUGGUAAAGAAAUCGAAAUUGUAUUUUCAAUAUACAAAGAUUCAGUAUUUGAUUCAACAAAGACACAUAUAUUUUCAUAUUCAGCUCCAGAAAUCAAAGAAUUUAUUACCAUCGCAAAAGAUUCAGCCAAUACAUCAAAUAAUGGAACAGAUGGGGGUUUAGAUUUAGUUUUAUUAGGUAUUAACUUCCCCCCACAAGAAAUAAUCGAUAUAGCUCUAGAUUUUUUUGGAGAUUAUCCAGAAUUAAAUGACUUUAAAUGGUUAGACUCUAAUAUUACGAUUGGUGAAUUUACAUGUAAGGAUAUUGUUUAUAAAAACUCAACAAAUGUAUCAUGUAUAAUACCUCCAGGUAUUGGUAAAGAUUUAAAAGUCACUCUUAUUGUUGGUAAUCAAAAAUCACUUAACAACAAAGAAACAACAGAUGAAAACAAAACUCCAAUCCAAGUACUUUAUUCUUAUGAUAAACCCACUUUAGACUCUAAAACAUAUAAAGAAUCAACCCAUGGAAAUAAUGAAAUUACAAUUACUGGUUCAAACUUUAUUCCAAAAGAUUUAGCAACUCAAUAUAAUUCUAAAGAACAAGAUGAAAAUAACUGCGUAACAAUUGAUGGUAAAUUGUGUAAAAAACUUACAUGGGUGAACCAAACAUCAUUAAAAUGUAAUGUACCGGUCGGUGAAGGCAAAGAUUUAGAUAUCAAAAUAAUUGUUGGGUCACAAGAAGUCACCGGUCUAUUAUUCACUUAUAAAGCACCAAUCGUGGAUUCAGUUUCACCAAAUAAAGGUAGGACCAAUAAACCAUAUUCAAUUACAAUUGAAGGAAGCAACUUUGGUAUCAAUCCAUCAGUUAAAGUUGGUGAUGAUACCUGUUCAAUUACUAAAUAUGAUAGGGACAAUGGUGGCCCAAUAGUUUGUAGUUUACCAGAAACUAACGAAGAAACAUCAAAACCAGUUAUUGUUACUGCAAAGGAUCAAGAAUCAAACUCAGAUAUACAAUUUAAACAUUAUGGUCCACCAAAGAUUGAUAGUGUAUCUUCCAAUACUGAUUAUCUUUCUUUUGACGGUGAUGAUGAAGUCACUUUAAAUGGUAAAAACUUUAUUGAAAAUAAAGAUGGUGACCAACUAACUGUUAAGUUUAAUAAUCAAAAUAUUGACGAGUCCAAUAUCAUUCAAGUCCAUGAAAAUUCAAUUAAAAUCAAAACAUUAAAAGGCACUGAUAGAAAUAUCCCAAUUCAAGUUAUAUUAAAUAAUCAAGAUAGUAACAUUGAUUAUUCAUUCACCUAUUCAAACCCAUCUAUCGAUAUAGUGAACCCGAAUUCAAAUAAAUACAAUCAAGAUACCGAUAUUAUUAUUUCAGGUAUGAAAGAACUAUCUGUUUCAGUUGGUGGUAUUCUUUGUCAAGAAAUUGAUAUUAAAACAUCCAAAGAAGUACAUUGUAAAAUUUUAAAAGUUUCAAAAGCACAAGUCGGUCUAAAAGAUUUAAUUUUACAAUUUAAAUCAUAUCCUUCAGUUUUAUCGUCAUUUACUCAUAUUGAUGAUAAUUCAAACCAAAGAGCAUCCACUGACAACUCCAACCCAGGAGGAUCCACUGGCAACUCCAACCCAGGAGCAUCCACCACUGGCAACUCCAACCCAGGAGGAUCCACCAGCGACCAAGGAGGAUCCACCAGUAGCAGUAAUCCAGGUGGAACUACCAGCGACCAAGAAGGAUCCACUAGUAGCAGUAAUCCAGGUGGAACUACCAGUGACCAAGAAGGAACCACCAGUAGCAGUAAUCCAGGAGGAACUACCAGAACCAGUAGUCCAGGAGGAACUACUAGUGACCAAGGAGGUACUACCAUUACCAGCAAUCCAGGUGGAACCACCAGCAAUCCAGGUGGAACUACCAUUACCAGCAAUCCAGGUGGAACUACCAGCAAUCCAGGUGGAACUACCAUUACCAGCAAUCCAGGAUGGACGACAAACACACCAGAUUCAACCACAGGAACUUCACCACCGCUCACAGGUACCCCAACAACAGGUGGUGGAGUAAUCCCAGGAUCCUCAAGUGAAGAAAGUACCCCUACUCCUUCAGUUAUACCUACACUUACACCAUCCAUUGAUCCAUCAGUUAUUGUUUGCGAUUAUAACAUUGACAAAACAAGACUAAAGAUCAAUAAUUAUGAAUCUCAAGAACUUUAUUGUACUGACGAAAAACAAACAAGCUAUUAUUACAAUGGAAGCCUAGAAUGCAACCACAACGAAAAUAGUGAAAUUAUUACAUGUUCAACUGAUAAUAAAAUUAUUCUGGAAUUUAAUCAAACAGUUAAAUGCUAUAUUGAAGAUUCAAUAUGUUCAAUAACCAAAGGAAAUAGUAAUUUUGGUCAAAUCUCGUCUCCUACCAACCCAAAUAAUAGUAGAGCACUCUCUUGUUUAAUAAAUAAAAAAAACUCGACACUAACAGUUAUAAAUAAUGGUUUAGAAGGAUUUAUUUGUAUUGGUGAUGAUGGCACCGAAAAAUACUUUUUGGAUACAUACAAAUGUAAAUUAAACAGUGAAAAAAAAGCUAUAGAAUGUGGUCAAGAUAAUAUAACAAUAUACAAUAUAUCAGUUAAAUGUACAGGUGAUAUUAUGUCAUGUUCAAUAAUAAAUCCUUUCUACAUACCCUCAACUGAAACACCAUCUGAAACACCAUCUGAAACACCAUCUGAAACACCAUCUGAAACACCAUCUGAAACACCAUCUGAAACACCAUCUGAAACACCAUCUGAAACUCCAUCUGAAACACCAUCUGAAACUCCAUCUGAAACGCCAUCUGAAUCACCAACCACAACACAAUUUAUUACUGGUUUAUCAAGUUAUAAUUCGUCUGUUGGUGAUACAAUUACAAUUUAUGGUAUUUUCCCAGAAAUAUUUAAUAACUUUACAAUUCAAUUUGGUUAUAGAUAUAUAGAUCAUACAGAUAUUAAUAUUAUUUCAGUAUCCUCAACAGAAAUAGUUUUGAUUGUUCCAAGUGGUUUUUCAAAAGUUUAUAUAAUGAUUACUUUUUAUUCCAAUAAUAGUAAUUAUGAUAGUAAUAUCAUAGAAUUUAACUAUAAUCCACCAACCAUUCUCCAUGUUGACCAUCAAGAUUUCAAUACGUCGGAUAUAAACAGAUUCUUUGUAUUUGGUAUAAACUUUGGUUCUUUUGCAGAACGUUUAGUAUAUCCAUUCAUUGAUCAUCCAAAUGGUGAAAAAGAAAAAAUUUAUUGCGAAAUAGAACUUCAAUGUAAUAACCCAUAUAAACAAAUUGAACCAAUUAAUAAUAGUAAUCAAAAUCAUUCAUGUUUCGACAAUAUAACAUUAACAAACAAUGCCCAAUACUUUGAUAGUCAUAUUUACGAUAUAUAUGUUUGUAUUUUACCAACACCAAAUGUCGGCAAAGGUUUAAUCAAAUUCUUUAAUAAUGACUUAGUUACUGUUUACGAAGGUUAUUCAUUUGAAUAUUCAUUCUUACCACCACAAAUCGAGUCACCAUUGGACGACCCAACAUUUAACCCCGUUGUUCAAGAAGGUGAUGAAAUUACUAUUCAUGGAUAUAACUUCCCACCAACUCAAGAAAUAUUCGAUAAACAAUUAAACAAAUCUUCAACAAUUGAAUGGAAUGGAAACGAAAACUAUGUUUCAAUUGGUACAGAUUAUAGAUGUCAAGAUGUUCAAUGGAUUAACUCAAGCUUAAUUAAAUGUAUAAUUCCACCAGGUAUUGGUUUGGAACAUUUAGUAACUGUUACUGUUGGUAACCAACCAUCAACUGAAGACCCCACAAACCCAACUUAUAAUAUAUCGUAUAAACCAAUUAUUACAAAUUUAUCAAAUUUCAACUCAUCUGUUGGUGAUACAAUUACAAUUUAUGGCAAGUUCCCACUAAUAUUUAAUGAUUUUACAAUGCGAUUCGGUGAUAGGAUUAUCGGUUUUACAGACAGUGAAAUAAUUUCAAUCUCUUCAACUGAAAUCAUUACGAUUGUCCCAAAUGGUUUUUCAAAAGUUAGCAUUAUGGUAAGUUUUUAUUAUGGUAAUGGUAGCAGUCAAAGUAAUCUUAUAGAAUUUAAUUAUAAUCCACCAACCAUUCUCCAUGUUGAUCAUCAAGAUUUCAAUACGUCGGAUAUAAACAGAUUCUUUGUAUUUGGUAUAAACUUUGGUUCUUUGGCAGAACGUUUAGUAUAUCCAUUCAUUGAUCAUCCAAAUGGUGAAAAAGAAAAACUACAUUGCGAAAUAGAACUUCAAUGUAAUAACCCAUAUAAACAAAUUGAACCAAUUAAUAAUAGUAACCAAGAAAACCCAUGUACCGACAAUACAACAUUAACAAACAAUGCUCAAUACUUUGAUGACUUUAAAUAUGAUGUUUAUGUUUGUAUUUUACCAACACCAAAUGUCUGCAAAGGUUUAAUCAAAUUCUUUAAUAAUGACUUAGUUACUGUUUACGAAGGCUAUUCAUUUGAAUAUUCAUUCUUACCACCACAAAUCGAAUCACCAUUGGACGACCCAACAUUUAACCCCGUUGUUCAAGAAGGUGAUGAAAUUACUAUUCAUGGAUAUAACUUCCCACCAACUCAAGAAAUAUUCGAUAAACAAUUAAACGAAUCCUCAACUAUUGAAUGGAAUGGAAACGAAAACUAUGUUUCAAUUGGUACAGAUUAUAGAUGUCAAGAUGUUCAAUGGAUUAACUCAAGCUUAAUUAAAUGUAUAAUUCCACCAGGUAUUGGUUUGGAACAUUUAGUAACUGUUACUGUAGGUAAUCAAUUAUCAACCGAAAAUAUAGUAGAUUUAACAUAUUUCAUUUCAUAUAACAAUUAA